UCUCACCAUUUCCAAUAUUCAAAAUUCCUUACAAUACAGCGAAUUCACAGUAAAAAAAUGGAUGCAAGCACAAAGGUGAAGAAAGGAGCAGGAGGAAGGAAAGGAGGAGGACCAAGGAAGAAAUCGGUAACAAGAUCCGUCAGAGCCGGACUUCAAUUUCCCGUCGGAAGAAUCGGCCGAUUUUUGAAGAAAGGCAGAUACGCUCAGCGUGUUGGCACUGGCGCUCCUGUUUACCUAGCAGCUGUUCUUGAAUAUCUUGCUGCCGAGGUUCUUGAGUUGGCUGGAAAUGCGGCACGUGAUAACAAGAAGAAUAGGAUAAGUCCAAGACAUUUGUUGUUAGCUGUGAGGAAUGAUGAAGAACUUGGAAAAUUACUUGCUGGUGUUACCAUUGCUCAUGGUGGUGUUCUUCCUAAUAUCAACCCUGUUCUUUUGCCAAAGAGGAAUGAAAAUGCUGCUUCUUCUGCUAAGGAGGCUAAGUCUCCUAAGGCCAAGAAAUCUCCUAAGAAAGCUUAGAUGGAUAGGGGGCUUUAGAUUCUUGGUGUUGUUCUGUGUUGAUAUAUUAGUUUAGGCACUUCUAAUCUAGAGGAUAAAUAUUUAAUGUAUACCAAGCAAUGUAAUUCCAGUUUCUCUUUCUCUUGUUUUUUGA
Vicia villosa (hairy vetch) is the source of this 646-nucleotide messenger RNA. Its product is annotated as histone H2A.1-like. Gene Ontology annotation, cellular component: nucleosome. Gene Ontology annotation, molecular function: DNA binding; structural constituent of chromatin; protein heterodimerization activity. Lineage: Eukaryota; Viridiplantae; Streptophyta; Magnoliopsida; Fabales; Fabaceae. The coding region runs from base 58 to 513 and encodes 151 amino acids. The transcript is spliced from 2 exons. The record is from RefSeq and is a predicted model, not a curated record.